Boeremia exigua is the source of this 1031-nucleotide messenger RNA. RefSeq lists its product as uncharacterized. The coding region runs from base 155 to 955 and encodes 266 amino acids. The record is from RefSeq and is a predicted model, not a curated record. The transcript has a single exon. NCBI's taxonomy places the organism in Eukaryota, Fungi, Ascomycota, Dothideomycetes, Pleosporales, Didymellaceae.
GCCGAAAAUUGUCUUUGCGUAUUCCACACUCUUCCUUCAAUCUUGUCUUCUAGCAGCAUAGCUCCAGUGUUGCAUCAACAACGGGACUUCUAUCAGCGACCUUCGUUUCAAAGCUGCUACUUAAUUGAUCCUUACCGCAAUCAAGAAGCAAAACAUGCACUUUCAUCUAGUCAACCUUACUGUGUACCUAUUUGCAGCAGGGCUGCUUACGACCAGCUCCUCUGCGCCACUGUCAACUGGGAGUUCAGUUGAACAAACGCAUGCCAAACGGCCUGAUGGCGGCGUAACAGGCUUUGGCCAGAUCAGUUCUCUUGUAAGAGCAGCAGAUGACGGUGAAAUUGAGCGAAGGGCAAUUAUCUCUAUCGAGGAGAGAGCGACUCCAAAAGCUCCGGCUGGCAAGCCAUCUCUAAGGCUCGAGUUCACCAAAUAUCCGUCCAAGAAGCAGAAAUGGACUCCACCGAGACCGAAGAAACCGGCCACAAAGCUCGCAAAGAGACAUACAUCCACCUCCGCCCUCGCAAAGAGAGCCAACAUCGACGUUGCCGAAGGUACAACGCAGCCUGAGAAGUCCACAGACGUGCUUCGAACCUGGCACGUAAUCAACUGCAUCGCGAUCGCAGCCUACGACACCGCCACAGGAGCAAAAGCCAUGGCACAUAUCAACGCCGUCAGCGCAACAGGAAAAGAAUACGGCGAGCAAUUUGGCAAAUUUGCAGACCCCAUUUUUGCAAGCUGGAAAGGCCCCGUGGAGAUCUGGGUUCGCUGGCCCCAUAAGACUGCUAUUCCCGCGGAUCGGGCGGAUCUGGCGCCGAAGCAGAAGGAGUUCGAGGAUAGCAUCAGAGUCUGGGUGGCGUAUAUGAAGGCUCCGCAGUUUAAGGUGUUUCAUCAGCAGGCGAAGAAAAGGGAAGGAGAUAUGGUUAUGACUGCAGAUGGAGAUGUCGCUGUGGAUACUUAGCUGCAUAUUACCCUAUUAUGUUGUCAUAGAUUAUGAUCACUUUCAUUGGGGAUUAUGGCGAUGGUCGAGAGCACAA